AAAUGUAGUUUGGAGGGCCUCGGCGGCGGCGGCGUGACGUCACGCGCCCGCCCAUCCUUUUACGACGUCCGCGGGGCGCUUUCCGGCCGACUGACGUGGACGUCAACAGCGAUGGCUGAAGGAGAGGGGCCGCCGCUGCCCUCCUCCUCCUCCUCCUCCUCGCCGCCGCCGCCCCUGUCGUCGUUGUCGUCGUCGUCGUCGGGUCCGAGCGGCGAUAGCUGGGAAAAAGAUCUGGAAGAAGCUCUAGAAGCAGGAGGAUGUGAUCUUGAAACUCUGAGAAGCAUUAUUCAAGGGAGAUCACUACCUGCAGAUCUUAGGGCAAAGGUUUGGAAGAUUGCUCUAAAUGUUGCAGGCAAAGGUGACAGUUUAGCCUCUUGGGAUGGUAAUUUAGAUCUACCUGAACAGACCACAAUUCACAAGGAUUGUCAAGAACUCAUUGACCAGCUUUCAGUGCCAGAGGAGAAGACAUCAGUAAUACUUUUAGAUAUUGAAUCUGUUAUAACUUUUUAUUGUAAAUCGCGUAAUGUUAAAUAUAGUACAUGCCUUGGCUGGAUACAUCUGCUCAAGCCACUGGUGAAUCUUCAUCUUCCUCGCAGUGAUUUAUACAACUGCUUUUAUGCCAUCAUGAAUAAAUACAUUCCCAGGGAUUGUUUCCUGAAAGGGAGACCAUUUCAUCUCUUUCGAUUGCUCAUCCAGUACCAUGAACCUGAACUAUGCUCCUUUCUUGAUACAAAGAAGAUGACUCCAGACUCCUAUGCACUCAACUGGCUUGGAAGCCUUUUUGCAUGUUACUGCUCAGUUGAAGUCACUCAGGCAAUAUGGGAUGGAUACCUACAGCAAGCAGAUCCAUUCUUUAUUUAUUUUCUCAUGUUAAUCAUCCUUGUAAAUGCAAAAGAAGUUAUUUUAGCCCAAGAGUCAGACAGCAAAGAAGAAAUCAUUGAGUUCUUGGAAAAUACCCCAUCCAGUUUGGAUCUAGAAGACAUAGAGGAUCUUUUCUCUCUGGCACAGUAUUAUUACAGCAAAACUCCAGCUUCUUUUAGAAAGGAUAACCUCAGUCUCUUUGGCAGCAGCUUGUUGGGAAUCAAGGAUGAGGAUUCAGAUGUCAGUCAGGCCCUUUGUCUGGCCAUUUCAGUAGCUGAGAUUCUUCAAGCAAAUCAGCAGCAGGGGCUAGGAGUGCGGUUCUUUGUGGUGGAUUGUCGUCCUGCAGAACAGUAUAACGCUGGACAUUUAUCAACUGCUUUUCACCUGGACUCUGAUCUGAUGCUUCAGAAUCCAUCAGAGUUUGCCCAGUCUGUAAAAUCCUUGUUAGAGGCUCAGAAACAGUCUAUUGAAUCUGGUUCUAUUGCUGGUGGGGAACACCUGUGCUUCAUGGGAAGUGGCAGGGAAGAAGAAGACAUGUAUAUGAACAUGGUCCUCGCACACUUUUUGCAGAAAAACAAAGAAUACGUCAGCAUUGCCAGUGGAGGAUUUAUGGCCCUUCAGCAGCAUUUAGCAGACAUCAAUGUGGAUGGACCGGAAAAUGGAUAUGGCCACUGGAUUGCUAGUACCUCAGGGUCAAGGAGCAGCAUAAAUUCAUCUUUCGAUGGUGAUUCUCCUAACGGCUCUGCCGAAGGGAAAGGAAUGAAGUCCCUUGUCAACAAAAUGACCGUUGCUUUGAAGACCAAAUCCGUCAAUGUGAAAGAAAAGGUUAUCAGCUUCAUUGAAAAUACGUCUACUCCCGUGGACAGAAUGUCUUUCAAUCUUCCUUGGCCAGACAGAACAAGCACAGAGCGGCACGUGAGCAGCAGCGAUCGCGUGGGCAAGCCCUACCGAGGGGUGAAGCCUGUGUUUAGUAUUGGGGACGAAGAGGAAUAUGACACAGAUGAAAUCGAUAGCUCCUCAAUAUCAGAUGAUGACCGAAAAGAAGUUGUGAACAUUCAGACUUGGAUCAACAAGCCGGACGUCAAGCAUCAUUUUCCUUGCAACGAAGUGAAAGAAAAUGGGCACAUGUUUCCGAGUCACCUUUUGGUAACUGCCACCCACAUGUACUGUUUGCGGGAGAUCCCAUCGCGGAAGGGGUUGGCUUACAUUCAGUCUCGCCAAGCACUAAACUCUGUAGUAAAAAUCACAUCAAAGAAGAAACACCCCGAGCUAAUCACUUUCAAGUACGGAAACAGCAGUGCUGCCGGAAUAGAAAUCCUGGCAGUCGAAAGGUAUUUGAUCCCAAAUGCGGGAGAUGCUACCAAAGCCAUAAAGCAACAGAUCAUGAAGGUUCUGGAUGCCUUGGAGAGUUAAUAACUAAAGACUGUGACGACUGCGGAAGGUUGAGAAGACCCCCCCUUCCACCCCUCUCCCCCACAGGGAGAUGGGGACACACUUGUCCUGGCAGUACUAACCCAUCAUGACAAUGCUUGAACAACAGGCUUUUUGAGAGGUUAACUGAUUCAAGUCCAUUUCUGGAUAAUUCUUUUUAAAUUUUGUAUUUCCUUUGCAUUUUCAGUUUUGUAAAAGUGACAUACUGGUAUUAUAAAGAUCAGUUUUAAGUGGCUUUAGGGUAGUCCACAUGUACCCUGCUGGAAAUUGGAAUGCAGAACACAAGUUCAGUUUGAGCGGUUAUUUUAAGUGAUUGUGCAGUGAUUGUGUACACACACACACACACACACACGCGCGCGCGCGCGCGCUCAUAGUUCAACCGUGAGAUGUCGGAAGAAACACUUUCAGAACCUUUAUUGCCAAUACACCUGGUUUUACCCAUUGAGAAGUAUCAGAUUGAAAAUAUGACCCAAUUGAGUAAAAGACUUAAUUACUUUGUUAUUAGAAGGGUUGGAAUCCAAGCGGCCAACAAAUGAUUGUGGAGACUCCUGCUGACGUUAAUGCAACCAGACAGAAACCAAAAGCCAGUUGUCUUUUCUCUGCCACCUGGGUGCUUUCACGUCCAGGAGCGGGGACAGAUGAAGGCUUUUGAAAUACCUGAGUGGUACUCAAUACUGAGUUACUGCAGGGCAAUUGCAUGUUAUACAUGUUUAAUAGCCAGAAAGCUCGUAAUAAGUAGGGGAGCGUACAGGACACUCAAUGGAAGCUUUGAGGGACAACAACAGUGACGGGAGUCUUCACUUACCAUUUAUCAAGGAUACGCCGAAAUGCAAUGUGUAGUGAUAAUCUCAUCUAAGGCUGUGGUUCUGUGACGAGACUAACAGUACCUUUUUUUUUUUUAAGUGAAAGUCAAGGAAUGUGAGUGCUGCACUGUGACCUUGCUGACCUUUUUUUUUCAAGUUACUUGUAUUUUGUGCUUUUUUUUCCUUUUGAGAGCUCAAGCGGUUUUUUGUGGGGUUUUUUUUUUUCCAAGAAAAGCCUUUCUCCCCCUUUUAUUGCCCCAAAACUGAAAAGCGCCCCACUGCCUUUCACAGCUCGUGGUUUUAGCCCCGAUGGAGAAGAGGAAGCCCGAAAUAACGGUUUAGGUUUCAGGUGGAUUUUCUUGCGGAAAGUGACUGAUGGGCUUUUCUGGGUUGAAGUCAGUCUGUGGUUCCGGAGCCCGCGGGGUAAAACUGAUGGACUGGGACUGUCAGGGUGGGGAGGAGGGGAAAUAUCUAAACUGAUCUUUGUACCUAUUAGCUCUUAAGUUAUUUCAGUAGGAACGGAGUGAUCACGAGGCACCUUAAUUCCGGAAACGAUUUCAGUGGACUAGGUAACUAAAAAGCGAUGGCCUGGGAAGGUAGAAGACGUUUGCAUGCGGUUGCCCCCGGGGCGGUGCUUGGUGUAUUUAUCGUUCCGCCCAGCUGUUGUAUUUGCCCGUCCCUCUGCCCCUCCACGAGGCUUUGUUUCCGCCGUGGGAUUUUUUUCCUUUUUUCUUUCUUUUCAUAAUGUCGAUGUAAAGAUGUUUGUGUUACCGUUUAUAAAUGACAGUGUAAAUAAAGCAGUACAGUUUGGUCCUAA
Molecule: messenger RNA, 3912 nt
Organism: Ornithorhynchus anatinus (platypus)
Lineage: Eukaryota; Metazoa; Chordata; Mammalia; Monotremata; Ornithorhynchidae
Gene: TBC1D23
Product: TBC1 domain family member 23
Exons: 19
Coding region: 112-2274 (720 amino acids)
Biological process (GO): retrograde transport, endosome to Golgi; embryonic brain development
Cellular component (GO): trans-Golgi network
Source: RefSeq, a predicted model, not a curated record